AUGUCUACCAGUUCCACUGUUCAUCCACGAACGGUUCUUUUUCUCUGUUGUCUGUGUUUCUUCUUCGUUACAUACUCCCUCAUCCUCCACGCCGGUAGAGAGCUGGAACGUCCCCGAUGGACAGUGACACGUCGUGAAGAGACACGACACUCACCGCCCAGAUCGACUUCUCCGUUUCAGUCGAGAAGCGUGACGACCACUGAGCGAGUUCACAUCGUGCAAUUGCCGAUCAGUGAAAGCUCUCAAGUGUCCCCAGCCCACAUUCUUGCCCUUUCGCCCCAUGGCAACACUUCGCAAUCUGUAUCGUCGAUUGUAACCACUAACCAGGUUAGCGACAGUGAUUCGCUGUCUGAUGAUUAUGAGCUCGUCGACGACAAUACCCUGACAGUUGACGUCGAUCUCACUGAAAGAGCAACUUCUCCAAGCUAUGUUAUUCUAUCUAAAAGCGAAAGCCAGGUUCCAGUGUCUCCAAUCACAAAGGCGAAACUCAAUAUUGAACUCGAGAUUCCCCCAAAACAAAGCAUUAAAUAUAGCUAUGAUCAGCCACCAGUAGCACCGACUAGCAUUGUUUCCGAGAUAACAGAAUCACAGUACACAGCCGACGAUGAAAGACAAUCAUUGACUCCUGAAUCAGAUGAUUUUGAGAAACUGGACAUGACCUAUCCAAUUCACCAGGACUACGAUCUGGCAUCAAUAACUACUACUUCUAGAAACACGAACAUCGCAGAAAUACCACUCACUCAACACGUCGACCUGUACCAUAAUCAAUUUUUUUACGAUCAAAUACCAGGACCAUCUUCCCCGAAAUCCAAAUCUAAAGACAAAAAAGGAGAUAAAGAAAAGAAGAGAAGAGAAACAACAAAAACUAAACCAUCUCAUCUUGACUAUCCAAUCUCGGAACAAUACGAAGGACCACUCGAUUCAACUCAUCGUGCUUCCAACAUCCACGACAUUCCUCUCACAACCGAAGUCAGCUCCUAUCCAACUGAAUACAGCUACGAGAAGCUGCCAGAACACGUUAUUCCAGUUGUUGUUGAAGAAUCCGAGAAGAAGGAUGAGCCAUCGUUGAAGUCCAAGAUCACUGGAUUGUUCAAGAAGUCACCAUCUCAUCUUGACUAUCCAAUCUCGGAACAAUACGAAGGACCACUCGAUUCAACUCAUCGUGCUUCCAACAUCCACGACAUUCCUCUCACAACCGAAGUCAGCUCCUAUCCAACUGAAUUCAGCUACGAGAAGCUGCCAGAACACGUUAUUCCAGUUGUUGUUGAAGAAUCCGAGAAGAAGGAUGAACAGUCAUUGAAGUCCAAGAUCACUGGAUUGUUCAAGAAGUCACCAUCUCAUCUUGACUAUCCAGUAUCCGAUCAAUACGAAGGACCACUCGAUUCAACUCAUCGUGCUUCCAACAUCCACGACAUUCCUCUCACAACCGAAGUCAGCUCCUAUCCAACUGAAUUCAGCUACGAGAAGCUGCCAGAACACGUUAUUCCAGUUGUUGUUGAAGAAUCCGAGAAGAAGGAUGAGCCAUCGUUGAAGUCCAAGAUCACUGGAUUGUUCAAGAAGUCACCAUCUCACUUGACUAUCCAGUAUCCGAUCAAUACGAAGGACCACUCGAUUCAACUCAUCGUGCUUCCAACAUCCACGACAUUCCUCUCACAACCGAACUACGAGAAGCUGCCAGAACACGUUGUUCCAGUUGUUGUUGAAGAAUCCGAGAAGAAGGAUGAACAGUCAUUGAAGUCCAAGAUCACUGGAUUGUUCAAGAAGUCACCAUCUCAUCUUGACUAUCCAGUAUCCGAUCAAUACGAAGGACCACUCGAUUCAACUCAUCGUGCUUCCAACAUCCACGACAUUCCUCUCACAACCGAAGUCAGCUCCUAUCCAACUGAAUACAGCUACGAGAAGCUGCCAGAACACGUUAUUCCAGUUGUUGUUGAAGAAUCCGAGAAGAAGGAUGAGCCAUCGUUGAAGUCCAAGAUCACUGGAUUGUUCAAGAAGUCACCAUCUCAUCUUGACUAUCCAGUAUCCGAUCAAUACGAAGGACCACUCGAUUCAACUCAUCGUGCUUCCAACAUCCACGACAUUCCUCUCACAACCGAAGUCAGCUCCUAUCCAACUGAAUUCAGCUACGAGAAGCUGCCAGAACACCUACGAGAAGCUGCCAGAACACGUUAUUCAGUUGUUGUUGAAGAAUCCGAGAAGAAGGAUGAACAGUCAUUGAAGUCCAAGAUCACUGGAUUGUUCAAGAAGUCACCAUCUCAUCUUGACUAUCCAGUAUCCGAUCAAUACGAAGGACGACUCGAUUCAACUCAUCGUGCUUCCAACAUCCACGACAUUCCUCUCACAACCGAAGUCAGCUCCUAUCCAACUGAAUACAGCUACGAGAAGCUGCCAGAACACGUUAUUCCAGUUGUUGUUGAAGAAUCCGAGAAGAAGGAUGAGCCAUCGUUGAAGUCCAAGAUCACUGGAUUGUUCAAGAAGUCACCAUCUCAUCUUGACUAUCCAAUCUCGGAACAAUACGAAGGACCACUCGAUUCAACUCAUCGUGCUUCCAACAUCCACGACAUUCCUCUCACAACCGAAGUCAGCUCCUAUACAACUGAAUUCAGCUACGAGAAGCUGCCAGAACACGUUAUUCCAGUUGUUGUUGAAGAAUCCGAGAAGAAGGAUGAGCCAUCGUUGAAGUCCAAGAUCACUGGAUUGUUCAAGAAGUCACCAUCUCAUCUUGACUAUCCAGUAUCCGAUCAAUACGAAGGACCACUCGAUUCAACUCAUCGUGCUUUCAACAUCCACGACAUUCCUCUCACAACCGAAGUCAGCUCCUAUCCAACUGAAUACAGCUACGAGAAGCUGCCAGAACACGUUAUUCCAGUUGUUGUUGAAGAAUCCGAGAAGAAGGAUGAACAGUCAUUGAAGUCCAAGAUCACUGGAUUGUUCAAGAAGUCACCAUCUCAUCUUGACUAUCCAGUAUCCGAUCAAUACGAAGGACCACUCGAUUCAACUCAUCGUGCUUCCAACAUCCACGACAUUCCUCUCACAACCGAAGUCAGCUCCUAUCCAACGGAAUUCAGCUACGAGAAGCUGCCAGAACACGUUAUUCCAGUUGUUGUUGAAGAAUUCGAGAAGAAGGAUGAGCCAUCGUUAAAGUCCAAGAUCACUGGAUUGUUCAAGAAGUCACCAUCUCAUCUUGACUAUCCAGUAUCCGAUCAAUACGAAGGACCACUCGAUUCAACUCAUCGCGCUUCCAACAUCCACGACAUUCCUCUCACAACCGAAGUCAGCUCCUAUCCAACGGAAUUCAGCUACGAGAAGCUGCCAGAACACGUUAUUCCAGUUGUUGUUGAAGAAUCCGAGAAGAAGGAUGAGCCAUCGUUAAAGUCCAAGAUCACUGGAUUGUUCAAGAAGUCACCAUCUCAUCUUGACUAUCCAAUCUCGGAACAAUACGAAGGACCACUCGAUUCAACUAAUCGUGCUUCCAACAUCCACGACAUUCCUCUCACAACCGAAGUCAGCUCCUAUCCAACUGAAUACAGCUACGAGAAGCUGCCAGAACACGUUAUUCCAGUUGCUGUUGAAGAAUCCGAGAAGAAGGAUGAGCCAUCGUUGAAGUCCAAGAUCACUGGAUUGUUCAAGAAGUCACCAUCUCAUCUUGACUAUCCAAUCUCGGAACAAUACGAAGGACCACUCGAUUCAACUCAUCGUGCUUCCAACAUCCACGACAUUCCUCUCACAACCGAAGUCAGCUCCUAUCCAACGGAAUUCAGCUACGAGAAGCUGCCAGAACACGUUAUUCCAGUUGUUGUUGAAGAAUCCGAGAAGAAGGAUGAGCCAUCGUUAAAGUCCAAGAUCACUGGAUUGUUCAAGAAGUCACCAUCUCAUCUUGACUAUCCAAUCUCGGAACAAUACGAAGGACCACUCGAUUCAACUCAUCGUGCUUCCAACAUCCACGACAUUCCUCUCACAACCGAAGUCAGCUCCUAUCCAACGGAAUUCAGCUACGAGAAGCUGCCAGAACACGUUAUUCCAGUUGUUGUUGAAGAAUCCGAGAAGAAGGAUGAGCCAUCGUUAAAGUCCAAGAUCACUGGAUUGUUCAAGAACUACGAGAAGCUGCCAGAACACGUUAUUCCAGUUGUUGUUGAAGAAUCCGAGAAGAAGGAUGAGCCAUCGUUGAAGUCCAAGAUCACUGGAUUGUUCAAGAAGUCACCAUCUCAUCUUGACUAUCCAAUCUCGGAACAAUACGAAGGACCACUCGAUUCAACUCAUCGUGCUUCCAACAUCCACGACAUUCCUCUCACAACCGAAGUCAGCUCCUAUCCAACUGAAUACAGCUACGAGAAGCUGCCAGAACACGUUAUUCCAGUUGUUGUUGAAGAAUCCGAGAAGAAGGAUGAGCCAUCGUUGAAGUCCAAGAUCACUGGAUUGUUCAAGAAGUCACCAUCUCAUCUUGACUAUCCAAUCUCGGAACAAUACGAAGGACCACUCGAUUCAACUCAUCGUGCUUCCAACAUCCACGACAUUCCUCUCACAACCGAAGUCAGCUCCUAUCCAACUGAAUUCGGUUACGAGAAGCUGCCAGAACACGUUAUUCCAGUUGUUGUUGAAGAAUCCGAGAAGAAGGAUGAACAGUCAUUGAAGUCCAAGAUCACUGGAUUGUUCAAGAAGUCACCAUCUCAUCUUGACUAUCCAUUAUCCGAUCAAUACGAAGGACCACUCGAUUCAACUCAUCGUGCUUCCAACAUCCACGACAUUCCUCUCACAACCGAAGUCAGCUCCUAUCCAACGGAAUUCAGCUACGAGAAGCUGCCAGAACACGUUAUUCCAGUUGUUGUUGAAGAAUCCGAGAAGAAGGAUGAACAGUCAUUGAAGUCCAAGAUCACUGGAUUGUUCAAGAAGUCACCAUCUCAUCUUGACUAUCCAGUAUCCGAUCAAUACGAAGGACCACUCGAUUCAACUCAUCGUGCUUCCAACAUCCACGACAUUCCUCUCACAACCGAAGUCAGCUCCUAUCCAACGGAAUUCAGCUACGAGAAGCUGCCAGAACACAUAAUCACUGGAUUGUUCAAGAAGUCACCAUCUCAUCUUGACUAUCCAAUCUCGGAACAAUACGAAGGACCACUCGAUUCAACUCAUCGUGCUUCCAACAUCCACGACAUUCCUCUCACAACCGAAGUCAGCUCCUAUCCAACGGAAUUCAGCUACGAGAAGCUGCCAGAACACGUUGUUCCAGUUGUUGUUGAAGAAUCCGAGAAGAAGGAUGAGCCAUCGUUGAAGUCCAAGAUCGCUGGAUUGUUCAAGAAGUCACCAUCUCAUCUUGACUAUCCAAUCUCGGAACAAUACGAAGGACCACUCGAUUCAACUCAUCGUGCUUCCAACAUCCACGACAUUCCUCUCACAACCGAAAUCACUGGAUUGUUCAAGAAGUCACCAUCUCAUCUUGACUAUCCAAUCUCGGACCAAUACGAAGGACCACUCGAUUCAACUCAUCGUGCUUCCAACAUCCACGACAUUCCUCUCACAACCGAAGUCAGCUCCUAUCCAACGGAAUUCAGCUACGAGAAGCUGCCAGAACACGUUAUUCCAGUUGUUGUUGAAGAAUCCGAGAAGAAGGAUGAGCCAUCGUUGAAGUCCAAGAUCACUGGAUUGUUCAAGAAGUCACCAUCUCAUCUUGACUAUCCAAUCUCGGAACAAUACGAAGGACCACUCGAUUCAACUCAUCGUGCUUCCAACAUCCACGACAUUCCUCUCACAACCGAAGUCAGCUCCUAUCCAACUGAAUUCAGCUACGAGAAGCUGCCAGAACACGUUAUUCCAGUUGUUGUUGAAGAAUCCGAGAAGAAGGAUGAACAGUCAUUGAAGUCCAAGAUCACUGGAUUGUUCAAGAAGUCACCAUCUCAUCUUGACUAUCCAGUAUCCGAUCAAUACGAAGGACCACUCGAUUCAACUCAUCGCGCUUCCAACAUCCACGACAUUCCUCUCACAACCGAAGUCAGCUCCUAUCCAACUGAAUACAGCUACGAGAAGCUGCCAGAACACGUUAUUCCAGUUGUUGUUGAAGAAUCCGAGAAGAAGGAUGAGCCAUCGUUGAAGUCCAAGAUCACUGGAUUGUUCAAGAAGUCACCAUCUCAUCUUGACUAUCCAAUCUCGGAACAAUACGAAGGACCACUCGAUUCAACUCAUCGUGCUUCCAACAUCCACGACAUUCCUCUCACAACCGAA
Molecule: messenger RNA, 6213 nt
Organism: Caenorhabditis briggsae
Lineage: Eukaryota; Metazoa; Nematoda; Chromadorea; Rhabditida; Rhabditidae
Exons: 11
Biological process (GO): autophagosome assembly; autophagy of mitochondrion; cellular response to nitrogen starvation
Cellular component (GO): autophagosome; autophagosome membrane; cytosol
Molecular function (GO): ubiquitin protein ligase binding
Source: RefSeq, a predicted model, not a curated record